AUUUGACUCGAUCUUCUAUACGACCGAACUUAAGCCUCUUAGGUUCCCAUACGCCAUUUGAAAAUACACGCUCAAAUCUGCAAUCUCUUGCAAUGAUAUUCACGGAUUCACACUUUUGUGUUUGAGUGUGAUGCAGGAAGUGCACAAUUUGAAGGACACGUCCUAAUGGAAAAUGCUUCAGAGGAACCUCUCUCUGUAACAGUAAGCUGCCAUGAAAGACUUAAUCAGCUUAUUAGUGGAGACUCACUAGACUUUGUUGCUUGGAAGGCGCUGAUAACAGAAGUCGAGACAUUUCACCCUGAUGACAUAGAUAUAAUUUCUUCAGCAUAUGACUCCCUUUUAUUGAAGUUCCCAUCGUGUCACUGGUAUUGGCAACGAUAUGCUUAUCACCAUGCACGGCUAUGCAAUGGUAAUAAGGCUGUUGAAAUCUUUGAGAAGGCAGUUGAGCUAACCCCAUUCUCUGUUGGAUUGUGGUAUGAAUAUUGCAACUUUGCCAUAACUUAUUCUGAUAAUGGAGAUAAUGUUCGCAGACUGUUUCAAAAAGGCAUGACUAUUGUAGGGAAGGAUUAUUAUUGUCAUGUGCUAUGGGACAAAUACAUAUUGUUUGAAUUCUCCCAGCAGAAGUGGGCCCAUCUUGCCAAUGUUUAUGCUCAGGCUCUACAUUUCCCUACCAAGAAACUACACAAAUAUUACAAAAUCUUUAAGGACCUUGUAACCGCUUUGGAGGAUGAGAUUCAAUCUCUCAACAAUGGAAACCUUGAAGUGCAAGCUGACCCUUAUAAAGAUGCAUCUGCACUAUCUGACAAAGAGAUCUCUCAGGUUGUCAAUGACCUCUGGGAUCCUUCUGAUAUAUCUGUGAGGUGUAAAGCAUUACAUAGGUACAAAGUUAUUGGAGAUCAGCUGUAUGAGAAAGCAUGCCAGCUUGAUAAAAAAAUAAAAAACUUUGAGUCGAACAUUCGGAGGCAUUAUUUUGAUGCAACUCCUUUGGAUGAUGAUCAACUAAACAAUUGGCAUCAGUAUCUUGACUUUAUUGAAGAGCAAAAGGAUUUUGAUUGGGCACUGAAACUUUACGAAAGAUGCUUGAUAUCAUGUGCUAACUACCCUGAAUUCUGGAUGCGCUAUGUGGAUUUCAUGGAGGCUCAAGGAGGACGAGAGUUGGCAAUGUUUGCUAUAGAGCGCGCAACAAAAGUAUAUCUUAAUAACAUUCCCGGGUUCCAUCUAUUUUCUGCAAGAUUCAUGGAACAAAUACAAGAUAUAGAUGGUGCUCGUGCCUUCUUUUCUAAUUAUGACCCACGUUGUGAUAUCUAUAUCAUUGAAAGUGUUGUAAAACAAGCAAAUAUGGAAUGGCGACUGGGAAACCAAGAAGCCGCUUGUGAGAUUUAUGAGAAAGCACUAAGAUGGGCAACUUCAGAUAAGGAGAGAAAGUUUUUUCUUCCAAAGCUAUACAUCCAUUAUUAUCAUCUUAAAUGCGUGAUGACAGGCGGUACAUAUGCUUCUAGAGAUGUAUUAAUAAAGGGAAUAAAACAAGUACCAGAUUGCAGACUUCUUUAUGAGGAACUGAUCAGGUUUGCAAUGGUGCAUGAUGGAGCUAAACAACUAAGGUUUAUAGAGACAGUUAUAACCACAGCAAUCUCUUCUUCAUCAGAUGAAUUAGAAGGAUUAGAUAUAAAAGAUAGAGAGUAUAUAUCAACUUUAUUUUUGGAGUUUGUUGAUCUUUGUGGAACGGUGCACGAUGUAAGGAAGGCAUGGAAUCUUCACAUCAAAUUGUUUCCCCAGUUUAUAAGGGUCAAUCCAUUAUAUAAGCGCUCCACAUUAAAAGAACGACAAAGCAAUGACUGUAUCCUGCUCAAUCUGCAAUCUGAAAAGCAAAGUUCUGGUCAUGUAAUCCUGCCACAGGUACAGGAGAUGUUAACUUUGCCUCCAUUGGUAGAUGAUAGACAGCCUAGCAGUGUCCCUGCUGAGCGAAUUUCAACUUUGAAUGAUGAUGUGCAGCCAUCUUCUAAGGUCUCUGUUGAGUUUGAAGAUGAAUCUAAAACCGAUGCAUUGAAACAAUUAAAAUUAAUUAAUGAUUUGGAUCUAAUGGACUGUGCGGCUAACUCCACAUGUCAAUCCAAAGAAGAUGCAUCUAGACCACUUGAGCCGAUAUGUGAGUUUGAACCACUAUUAGGACCAAAUUUGCCAACAGAAACAUCUCAAGAAGAAGAUAGGUCAAUUAAUGGUUCAUGUCCAAAGGAAAUUGAGCUUCAAUGCAUUAUGGAAUCAGUUUCUUUGGAAGAACAUUCCUCAGAUUCUCAGCGUAAAGUAAAUAAAGCUCAAGUUCUCGUGGCAUCUGAUAAUGGCAAUAACAAAGAAACUCCCACAACUGGCAGUAGCAUAUCAGCAGAAUUUCAUAAUGGUCAAGGCGGUCCUGUUGUAUCACAAUUGUCUCCUUCGCCUGUUUCUUGGACCCAAGGAAAUUUGGCAGGAUGCAUGACACAAACUUGGGAGCAGGUUGGGGGUCCCACAAACCAGGAUCAAGCGUUUAAUCAGAUGUGGCAAUAUCAUUAUCAGCAACAAUAUCAACAGUUUCUGCAAAUGCAGCAGUCCUACCCCCAUCUCCAACUGCAACAACAAUAUAUACACCAAACCUAUCAGCAUCAACUGAUGCCAUAUUUACAACAAAUGCCACAACAUUUUCAACAGCAAUAUCAGCAGAUGGUGCAACCAGUGCAGCCGUACAGGCAAGUACAAGAUCAGCAACUGCAGGCCUAUAAUCAGUAUUCAGCACUUGCCUACCAAUACCAAAUGAAUCCACAAGGAUAUCAGCAACUCUUGAAGCUAUACCAACAGGAUCAACAAGCAUUACAUGCCGUGCAGCAAGAACAAGGAGGAUAUCCCCAGGCUCAGCAACAUCAAGAACAGGAGCAGCUAGAUCAGUCCGAACAAGUUAUGGCACAGUCGAAGACAACAGCUACAGAUGGAUCUUGACGUCUUGCAUCUACACAUGAUGACAUGUAACUUCAUGGAAUCUUUCCUUCAAGUGUAGUUCAGUCACAUCAUAAUCAUACUUUGUAUUUUAUAUGUAAUGUUCUUCGCAUAAAAAAUAAGAAUGAAUAGUAUACCUUCAAAUUGAUGCAAUGAGACUAUGAGAGUUCAGAUCUAUGAAAAUUAAUGAGCAUUUAAUGCAUGGGCUCGCACCACGCUACAAUUAAAUGUUAUGAAGUCCACCUUUAUUUUGUGCAGUGUACCUAAUAUAUUAUAUAUAUGAGCCUUUAUAUUCCCAAAAUGAACGCACAUGAUGUAUUAUCAUUUUCAUAUAAUCGAGUGUUUUUAGCUGUG
This is a messenger RNA of Cuscuta epithymum, 3318 nucleotides long. Lineage: Eukaryota; Viridiplantae; Streptophyta; Magnoliopsida; Solanales; Convolvulaceae. The record is from the annotation of a GenBank genome assembly.